Molecule: messenger RNA, 2706 nt
Organism: Aethina tumida (small hive beetle)
Lineage: Eukaryota; Metazoa; Arthropoda; Insecta; Coleoptera; Nitidulidae
Gene: Ets65A
Product: DNA-binding protein D-ETS-3
Exons: 9
Coding region: 135-1184 (349 amino acids)
Biological process (GO): cell differentiation; regulation of transcription by RNA polymerase II
Cellular component (GO): nucleus
Molecular function (GO): DNA-binding transcription factor activity, RNA polymerase II-specific; sequence-specific DNA binding
Source: RefSeq, a predicted model, not a curated record
UGUUUGUCCUACGUAAAGUUUGAAUCAAAUUUAUUUAUUUGUUUUAAAGUUAAUGUUAAUAAAGUUAAUAGGAAUUGUUGUAUGUGCAUAAAUUUUUAUAAUUUAACGUGAAAAAGUGUCCGUUGAGGCGCAAAAUGUACGAAAGCUCGUGUUCGUAUCAGGGCGCCCUGGAACUUAAACGCAGUACGACCACCACCUGUCCACUGGGCAUCAAAACCGAAGAGUUCGGCUCAGCCGCCGACUGGCCUGCCUACAGGUUCUGCAACCCCAGCACCUUUGAACAGCUGAAGCAGAGCGUGGAAAAGGCCAAAGCUGCUUUACAGGACCGUAGUGGUUUUUUUGGUAACGGUAGUGCUUUUAGUGACUUGUAUAAUGUUUCAACGACGGGACGUUCACAAGAAAACUCAGUUCAAGACAGUAGUAGGCUACGUGACAAUACAGAAGCAGACAUUAAGAGAACAGAUACAUCUUAUAAAGGAUCGUGGAGUUCUCAUGCAUCAUCACAAUCACAGGGUUAUGGAUCAAAUUCAUUAUCUGGAAUGACGAAGUCGUCGUUAGAUCCUCAUGGACACCUUAGACAACCCGAUCCAUAUCAAAUGUUUGGACCAACCAGUAGUCGUUUAGCGAGUUCAGGUUCAGGACAAAUACAACUGUGGCAGUUCCUGCUGGAGUUGCUGAGCGACUCGUCGAACGCGGCCUGCAUCACAUGGGAAGGCACGAACGGCGAAUUUAAACUCACAGAUCCGGAUGAAGUUGCCAGGAGGUGGGGCGAACGAAAAUCCAAACCGAAUAUGAAUUAUGACAAACUGUCCCGGGCGUUACGGUAUUACUACGACAAGAACAUAAUGACAAAAGUGCAUGGAAAGAGGUACGCGUACAAGUUCGAUUUUCAAGGAUUGGCGGCUGCCACGCAGCCAGCAACCAGCGAUCCCAGCAGCUACAAGUACCAGAGCGAGCUGUUCAUGAGUUCCUAUCACCACAGUGCUAAGCUCGGCAGCUUUAUGAGCCCGCACGCCACAAUUCCCAGUUCGGCUGCGUCAAUAUUCCCAUCACCUGGAUCAUAUUGGAGCAAUCCAAGUGCGAAUCUGUACUCGAACAUUGCGGCGAGUACACAUUCCAUAAGUCAUCACGCCGGACCUCAUCUAGGAGCUCCACCUCUGGGGUCAUAUCCUCAUUAUGCAUGACCUGUUUCCAAUUCAUCCGCCGGCUCAGACUGGACGAGGAAAUUGACAAUGUAAUACCAAAAUUGUCUAAUAAUAAAAAUUGAUAACGCAGACGUGAUUCAAUUGCUAAAUAUCCACUGAACAUUUGAUCAUGUUUAAAGUUUGUAAUUUAUGAAGUCAUUUAUAAAGCUUAAAUAACUUUCAAAAUUAUUUUUAAUCAUGUCAUUUUGUUUCAACAUAAAGCUUUAGCAAUUGACCAUCUGGGUUUGUCAAUUUAUAAUACUCAGAGUGUCUAUAUCACAAAUUGUAGUAUAUAAUCAAACUAUGUGAAAGGAUCAGUAUUUAGAAUACAAUUUAAAUUAGUAACAUUUUUUGUCACUAUAUGUAGAUGUUACUUUGUAGAAGACUGUCGGAUUUUUACAAUUUUUACACAAAAAGGAUUAUAUGAGAUAUGUAAAAAAAUUACAUAGACCUUGAAAACUUUCGGGGCUUAAUAUAUAUUUUAAUUUUAACCUCAUUCAAUAACUUUAAAUUGAAAUUGCCAAUUUUGAUGAUCUAAAAUCCACAAAAUGUAUAAGAAUUCUUCAUAUAUUAAGGUUAUUUUAUUACUUUAAAAUUAACUCUACAGUAGAUAUUUGAUGAAAAGUUGGCCCUGAUAUUUUUCUUUGAAAAGUUCUAUGCGUAACUGUUCAAAAUCUUCAGAUUACAUUUAACUUAAAUGUUGUCUAAAAGUUUCGGUCGUUAGUACCUAAUUGUAAAUCAAUAUGUUUCCAAAUGAGAACUUCCCUGUAAAUAUAUAUACAAAGAAGCAAUCAAUUUCAAUAAGUUUCUAGUCAUGUCCAAAGAUAUUUUGUUGUUGUUAUAUUAUAAGUUAUUGAAGAGAGUAGAUGGUGAAACCAGUGCAAUGUUUCAGUGUACAUAUACAAAUAUAAUAUUAAUGAAUUUGAAACGUGUAAAGAUAGACACAACACCGUUCGUACGGCGACUGUGAUAAAAUUUUUGUUUUCUUUGAUGUUACCAAAAAACAACUGUUAGGAAAAAUUCAAUAUUAUGUUACUUCAGCAAUUUGUUUUCAAUUUUUUCAAUUUGUGUACAGUCACUGUCGUGUAGCAUAGAUCUAACAGCACACAAAUCAAAUUCAAUGAUAAUUAUGUUUGAUGGUAACUGUACUCAAAUUUGUUUUGAAAUAAAUUGUAAUAUAAGUUUCGUUGUAAUGAUUUUUUUCUAUGUGUAACUCAUGUGUUUGUUUCGUUCCUUUGUUUAGUCAAAUAUUUAUUUUUAAUUUAUAAAAUAUUGUAUAAUCAGUAUCCAUAUACUAAUGUAUAUAGACGUGUAUAUUGUAACAGAGGGUAUUUGUUGUACUGCUUGAUAGAUAAUAGAGUAGGGAUAUAAACUGUUCACAAAAAAUAUCAUAGAUAUAUUAAGACUAGUCAUACUAUUAAAUGUCAGAGCCAUUUUGUUUAUGACCACAGAAUGGUUGUCAUAAUAUUAGGAUGUAUAAAUGUUAUGUAUUUAUUAUACAAAAUAUAGUAUAAAACACCAA